AUGAACGAUACUUAUUUAAAUCUCCUUUUGUAAUUUACUUUUAUAGAUUUACACUUUUCGAUUUCAUAAGUAUUGCAUCCAUGAAAAGGUUCUUCUCUUGCUUGUCACUCUUUCGUAUCGGGCCGCGAACCUAACCUAACGUUAUAAGUCAGCGGAAAGAUACGUUGCAUCUUGAAAGCAAUUUUUUCUACAAAAUUGUUUGGAAUGUAGAUUUCUAUUUUUAGAGAGUGUUAAAUAUUGAAUAGUGUUAAAAAUUGAGUUCCUCCGUUGUCUUCAGUAAUUGUUUUGGCCUAACUUGUGGAAGAUCCUGAAACCGUUAAAAAAGGCUUAACCACAAAUGUAUAAUAAUAAGGAAAAACAAAGUCUGACCUUGUUGACGUGGAUUUCGCUGACUGUUGGUUUAUUUUAGCGUGAAAGGUUUACGAAAAGAGGCAUCGUUUUUGUCUAGUUAUUAUGGAUGUAUCCGCGUUUUCCGAAGAAAGUUUCGAUGUCAAGGACUGGAUUAAUACAACUUUCAAAUCCGCGGAAGCGCAAGAAAAUAAAGAGGCUUUUGUCUCGUCAAUGGUAAUGAAACUACAGUUAUACGUGCAGCAAGUAAAUGGAGCUCUUGAAGAAACAAGUCAAUCAGUUUUAUCCAGCUUACCGAGAGUUCUUAGAGAUACUCAGCUUUUACAGCAAGAAGCUUUGUCUUUACAGGAUAAAAUGGUAGUUGUGAAACGGGAAAUCGCGAAUGUGGAAAAAGACACAGCUUCUUCAAUUGCCGUUUUGGAGAGGAUUGACAGGAUCAAGACAGAUUUACAAACUGCUAAACAAGGUUUGCACGAGGCAGAUAAUUGGACAAUAUUAGCAAAUGAUGUAGAAGAGGUAUUCGAAUCUGGCGAUAUUGAAAAUAUCGCUAGCAAGUUGUUCAGUAUGCAAAAGUCAUUAACGAUGUUGGCAAAUGUAGUUGAUUACGAAGAUAAAAAAUUGCAAUUAGAAGGUUUGAAAAAUAGACUUGAGGCCAUGGCUAGUCCACGUUUAGUUCAAGCUUUCACUGCUACAAAUGCAGAACAAUCGAAAAUUUAUGUCAACAUCUUCAACCAAAUCGACCGUCUACCACAACUGCUAAAAUAUUACCAAAAUUGUUUGAAAGUUUCUUUGAGCCAGGAAUGGAGGCGGACAAUAGAGCUUGCUCAAGAUGAGAAUGUUACAUACUGGCUUCACACGUUUUAUGACAAGUUAUUAUCAGUAUGGCAAGAUCAGGUGAAAUGGUGUACUCAAGUUUUCGUAAACUUCUCGGUAGAAACUCUAGUGGAGGUUUACACGGACUUGUUACGUAACUUGGAUCCAGGAGUGUUGGAGUGUAUCGAGGCAGCUUUGAAACAGCACACAAAUGCAAUGCAGUUGAAUUUGUUAAUGGAGCUUAAACAAAUCACGAGACAUUUUACUGUGAACUUGUACGGGGCGAUAGACACCUCACAGAAUAAGGUACCAGAGCCGAAAAUUUUGCAUCUGGCUCAAGCGAUUUAUAUUCCGUAUGUUCCCUAUGUCACAAAAUACAGUAUCUACGAAACUGCUCAGCUGGGUCAACAACUCAAUUCCUUGGAUUGUAUUCACGAUGAUUUGAGUGAAACAAUCAAUUCUCUUUCUCUCAGCAUCUCCAGGGUUUUGGAUUAUGCAAGUGAGGCGAACAAACGGUGUAAACUUUUUACUGAAGGUUGUGGGUAUCCGGGUCUGCUCAAAUCAUUAAACACAUACUUCAAUAAUUACGUGGAGAAAUAUAAAACGGGUAUCCGAAUGUUGGAAAAACGGAAAGUUAAACAUGAAGAUUGGAAUUUAUUCCAAAUGUGCUUGACUCUGAUGCAAACUAUAGGAGAAUUUUUAGGAAAUGUCGAAAACUUUGAAAAAACUUUGGCCAUAGAUAUAAUUGAGAUAAACAACAAGCUUCAGAGUACAAAUGGAAAUGUAUUUGGUCAAUAUAAAACAUUAUUGUUGACGGCAGCAGGCCGAACCGAAUUACAAAAUCUUGUUUCAACUGUUCAGAAAGAGGAUAAAACUGUGCUCGACUCGACAAUAAAGUCCAUUCACAAAUUGUGUGCCGACCUGCAUCGAACGACUUACGAGGUCAUAUUUUCACCAAUUUUCUCGCAAUUAUUGCUUGUUCAAAAAGCACAAGCCUGGUCUUCAACUGAGAAUAAAAAUGCAAGCAUCACUUCAGAUUUGCCGGAUUACAGUUUUGCACCACAAGAAUAUAUCACACAAGUUGGACAAUAUUUGAUGACAUUGCCUCAGCACUUGGAACCAUUUUUAUUGAGAGAUAAUCCAAGUUUAACGCACGCUUUGAAGGCAGCCGAUCCUCAGUACAAUCGAGAAUCUACUGAAUCUGGUUUUGCUGAUAUUUUAUUGGGAAUUGUUGCAAAAGAAACUUGCCAAAUGUUUCAGGAUCAAACUUUGGGUAUUUGCGAAUUGAAUUUCGCAGCUUGUAAGCAACUUGCAACAGAUAUUGAUUAUCUUGGCAAUGUAUUAGAAGAGCUGGGUCUCUCCCUAACCGAAAAUUUGCAACAAAUGUCUCAAUUGCUGAGAUUAUCGCCCGAAGAUUAUCAAACCGGAACUUCCGGUUGCAAUGCUCGGGUUGUUGCUGCCGUCCGGCAAAUGCGAAACAUCACCUCCUCAGGUUAAUAUUAUUCCAUAUUUUUCAGUGAAUUAUGUAAAUACACAAAACUUAGCUAAUUGUACAAAUAAAUAGAAACAAGGGAUUUAAA
Molecule: messenger RNA, 2741 nt
Organism: Belonocnema kinseyi
Lineage: Eukaryota; Metazoa; Arthropoda; Insecta; Hymenoptera; Cynipidae
Gene: Cog7
Product: conserved oligomeric Golgi complex subunit 7
Exons: 11
Coding region: 454-2658 (734 amino acids)
Biological process (GO): intracellular protein transport; retrograde vesicle-mediated transport, Golgi to endoplasmic reticulum; Golgi organization
Cellular component (GO): COG complex
Source: RefSeq, a predicted model, not a curated record